GUUUGUACAGUGAAAUUUCUUCAAAAUGCACUCGCUCUAAAUAGUUGGCGCGGACGUUGAGUUGACCAUCAUAUGUCGAGCUGCUGAUUAUACUGAUAUGAACAACAACAGUAAUCAACAAAUAGUUAGGUUUCGAAAUUCUUGAAUCUUUUCUCUCGAUCAGUUCCUCCCUUACCUUCUGCCAUAUUCGCUUCGGGGGUUGUCUGAGAACAUCUCAUAUUUUCUCUAACCAAAGUCUGUAGAACCAAUAUCCAUGAGUCCAGGUGGCUACACUGCUGAAGUUACAAGCCUGUCCCCAAUUGCUACUGAGAAGCACAUCAAUGAUUUCUUCGCUCUUUGUGGGAAGAUUGAUCAUGUGGAGAUUGUCAGAGCUGGAGAACAUGGUGGUACAGCAUAUGUGACAUUUAGAUCUUCGCAUGCUCUCGAGACAGCUGUAUUGCUUAGUAAACUCAGAUACUCUUCAACCCAGACUUUGUGUCACAACCAUACUCAGGAGGUGCGCCUACCUCCGACGACCCAGCAGCCGAAAUCCGACACCCAACUACAAGGCGAGGGUGCUACAUGUGCCACCACAAGUCCGGCGACCUCCACUCAUGCGCCGACGCGUGACAUCUAUUGGCCGUGGAGAUUUCCGAUCGAAAACCGCUGUCCGGCUCCCCUACUUUUUGUAGGACGGCCAGGGAAACGAGCGCGAAGAACACAACCAGUAGGGAGGACGAGCUUAUUCGCGCAUCUUGGCUGCGGAUAUCUAUGCUUGCACUCCGAUAAGCUUCAGAGUAUUUCAAAAACAUGUCUUGUUUCAUCAUCCUCGAAAUGGAUCAUUGACUCAGGUGCCUCAAAUCAUAUGACCGGAUCUCUUAACGAAGCAGACUUCUGGUAAAGGACAUGAGUCGGGUGCAACAAUUUUGGAUCAACGUGUAUGCAUAACCCGCUGGGGACACUAUGAAGAUGAAUGUGAUUAUUGGAACCCGUCUGCAUGGAAGCCACAAGAAGCAAGUGAAUCAGCUGGGCAUGCACAAGGCCGCCAGUACAUUCCUUCUGCGGGUGAAGCUGUGACCAUUGCACAAGAUGUGGUCAAAUUAAUGCUGUCAAAAGGGUAUGUGCUAGGGAAAGAUGCUCUGGGUAAGGCUAAAGCUUUUGACGAAUCAUAUCAAUUGUCAGCCACUGCAGCAGCCAAGGUGGCUGUUUUAAGUGAGAGGGCAGGCCUUACCAACAAGGUUUUUGCGGGGGUUGAAGCUGUUAGAUCGGUGGAUCAGAAGUUACACAUUUUGGAAAGCACCAAGUCGGCUGUAUCGGCUACUGGGAAAACCGCUUUUGCAGCUGCAAAUGCAGUUGUCGGAAGCUCCUAUUUCUCCAAAGGUGCUUUAUGGGUCUCGGGCGUUUUGGGCAAAGCAGCAAAAGCUGCAUCUGAUUUGGGCAGUCAAGGGAUCAACAAAUAAUGAAUAUAUAUAGUAGUUAUGGCGAGUCUAGUUUAAUGAUGUUUGUUUCGAGUCACAGUUUCAUAUUGUAGUUGCAGCUUACUCAGUUAGAAAUAAUAUGUUGAAAUUGAAAUGUCCAGUGUGCUAGUUUCAUACAUAGUUUUAGGUUGGAUCUUGCCUUGCAAAUGACAGGGCAAUAAUAGUGUGUGGUUGUGUACUUCAUAUGAAUUUGCCUUCCUAUUCCUUCCUUUGUACGGAGUGUAAUUUAUUUCCGUGUUGAGAUUAUCUCCUUUUGUAUAGGGGAAAUUCUACCUGUAGUCCAUCCAGUGUAAUGCUUGACGAAUGAGUUCGGGUUUGAUAUGUGCAAACUUGUUCGGUUUUCGAGUUAAUAGAUUGAAAUCUACCCUA
This is a messenger RNA of Cuscuta europaea, 1826 nucleotides long. The record is from the annotation of a GenBank genome assembly. NCBI's taxonomy places the organism in Eukaryota, Viridiplantae, Streptophyta, Magnoliopsida, Solanales, Convolvulaceae.